AAAGACAAUCAAUAUGGCGGUCAACGGAGAGUCAAAAGAUGAAAAUCAAAAGGAAAUCAAGAAAGUUAAGAAGUGGAUUGGAUGGUCAUGGACAUAUCUUUGGGGAGUAUGGUUUCUAACAAUGAUCUUUUUGCUCUAUAUUCUCAGAAAUCCUUUGAAAUUGAGAGAAAACGUGUGUUUAGGUAUAUUAAAUUUAAUACAAUAUAAUUAUGAAUUUAUGAUAUAAUUAUAUAUUUAAUAAUAUGUACAGUAUGUUGCUCACUUUUCGGACAGUACCGCUAACAGGACAAAAUGUUUUCAACGCUAAUUUUUUCGAUGAAGAAUAGCAAAAAAAAUUAAAAUAAUAUGUUCAGAUCAUUUUCUAGCAUGUCAUGAAUGUUGGUAGUUGGUCUGUAUUUUUCAUUUUUUACUGUAGUUUUGUGAAAGCAUUAUUACCCUGACUCGAAAGUUUGCAAAUCACGCACCAAAGAUUUUAGACGUAUAGAAGUAGAUAUAUAGAAAGUAGAUAUAUAGAAAGCAUAAAAUUUGUGUGCCCGAUAUCUCAGUUGUGCAAUACUAACUGUCUACACUGAACGAAUACUCAGAGUAAAGGUCAGUCAAAAAUAUUUUCUUAUAUAACUAGAAGUUACUCUCGAUUUCAGUUUGCUUUUCAAAACUGACUUCCAAUGUUUACUUGUAAAUUCGAAAUGUUCGUUGUAAAGUUCCGAAGUUUGUUUCGAAGUUCAUUCCGAUGAUUUACGAUAAUCAAGUUUAGGCCCUGUUUACACUAUACCGGAUUCGCUGGUCACGACAUCUUCUUUUGCCGUUACGGAGCAAUGGUUAGUAGCAAAUGCUUAUUAGUUUGACAGAAUUGGCAUGUUUAUUUGGGUCUCUGAGAUUAAAAAUCAUCACAGCCUUUCGAUACCUACAAAAUUUGACCCGCUCCGAUAGCAAUCCGGUAUAGUGUAAACGGGGCCUUAGUAAGUUGUAAUUGGCUAGUUAAGUGAACCAGCCAAUCAAAUCGCUUGCUAUUGAAUCAUCGUAACGAACUUCGAAACAAACUUCGGAACUUUACAACAAACAUUCCGAAUUUACAAGUAAACAUUGGAAGUCAGUUUUGAAAAGCAAAUUGAAAUCGAGAGUAAGCCUGUGUCAGACAUCGCUCUUCUCAUGCACUGAACCUAAUAGCUGCCAAAGAGCGAUGUUGAUUCAUUUAGUUCAUUUGGCAGAAUGGAUUAAUGAGACAGUUGGAGUGACAUUGGAGCAACAGGUCUGGUCGCACUGUGUAUAUGCAUUCACUUUAUAUGACUGUAUGCUUGAGGAAACUGAUUAUGUGAAAGUAUACAGCAGAAUCACACAAUUUUCUAGCUGAAGGAAAAUAAUCACUAUUUUUGUGAAAUCCAGAAUGGAAUAGAAGCAUUGUGCACCAGACAUGUCCGGUGCACAACAAGUUAUCUUGGUGCAUAUAUUGUAAUGGCCAAUAGACCUUUCCCCUUAUGAGUGAAAUUUUGAUCUAGAUAUGCCUGGGCAACAAUUUCAUCACAGCUUGAAAGAGCAUCACAAAAUUAGUAAUAUUCCAAAGUUUCGUUGCGAAAUGUUGUAAAAUGCGGAUAAUAUAGCCUUGCAAAGUUUGCCGUUUUUCAGUCAUUUUGCAUUACAAUCUAACAUUUUGCAUCAGUUUGAUCAUCUGAUUAUCAAUUUCCCGUUUGUAAUACAAAAUGACUGAAAAACGGCAAACUUCGCAAGGCUAUAUUAUCCGCAUUUUACAACAUUUCGCAAAGAAACUUCGAAAUAUUACUAAUUUUGUGAUGCUCUUUCAAGCUGUGAUGAAAUUUUUGUCCAGACUUGUCUAGAUCAAAAUUUCACUCAAAAGGGGUAAGGUCUAUUGAAAAAUUGAAUUGUUUGUAGAUUAGGAAAAUUUUUGCCUAGAAUUGCUUUCAUUUUGGUCUUGAAAAGGACCCUAAGACUGCCAAGAAAUAUUGUUUGUGAGGUUCUGAAUCACAAAAUAAGCUAUAUAUAGCUUUUAUAUUUUCCCAUAUUUAUGAGAAAUAUAGCUUACCUUGGAGUGAAAUAUAGUCUGUCAUUGUUUAGGGCAUGUUUAUAUGGAAGCCAGGCUGGCUUGCUAAGUGAGACAGCCCGGUAAGCGAGAUCUCGCUGUGUAGUUAUCUUUCUAGUAAAAAUUACCGUGCAUUAUAUGGACAAGCGGACUGGCCCAGUUGCCGAGAUGUCACUUGAAAGAGGAGAGAUCUCGCUUGCUGGGAUGGAAAUUUCUCCAUAUAAACACUCACAAGCUUAGCCCGGUUGCCGGGAUGAAAGUUCAAAUUUAAGAUAUCGCUGCAAGCUAUUUUCAACUUACUGUCAAAACAAUAUCAAAAUAACAAAAUUUUCCCAGCAAACGGGAUGAAAUUUUCUCAUAAAUACAAGAGAAAUUCAUCCCGCUUACCGGGCUGCCUUGUUCCUGACUAGAACAUUUGGAAAUUACUCACCCAACAUUUAGAAAAUGUUACCAAUUGAGCGCCAGUGCUCUCCCGUUGACAAGUAAAAUUGUCUGCCAUUAGACAGAGUGAAAUAAUCAUUAAAAGUAGGGUGCAUUGGGGUGCAAUACUACUUAAUGGAUUAAUAUCCCCCCAAAGAAAAGUAAAAAGGGGGCCCAACUUGCCCAGAGGGGGCCACGGAAUGCAGGUAUUGCGGAACAUGUUAAAUAUUAAGGAAUUUUUGAAAAAAUGAGGUCGAAAAAGGUCUCAGACUGAAAAAGUAUUUUUAAGCCCCCAUUAUCUCAAAGUAGUGUUUGGAAAAUUUUUUUGGGACGUUUUGUUUUCGAACAAAACCCGUUGACGUACCCCCCCCCUCUCCGGAUUUGGUGAUUAGAUUUUGGAACUGGAAAACAGCUUUUAGGGUGCAUUAAUGGGUUAAUGACAGGGUUAAUGAUUAUAGUGUUACUCUGAAUAAUAAUAAUUCAGAGUAACAUCACAAGCAUCAUAUUCACCUGAGUACAUUACAUCAACGCAGAAAAAAAUCAUGAUUACUAGAUUACAUUGAUAUCGAAGGAACUAGAUUCUGUUCUGAAAUAUCACACACUCGAACCGACCUGACCGCGUAGCUCAAUUGGCAGAGCAUUGGGCUAGUAUUCCAAAGGUCGUAGGUUCGAUUCCCACCGUGGCCAGGCAUAUUUUUCAAGCUUGCCCGGUGUGAUACACACUCAAAGUAACAUCACAAGCAUCAUGAUUAUAGUCUUUAUUGAACUAUAAAUUAAACAACUGUGUGAGCUUAUAUGGUCUCGAAGCUAAUUACAGGUCUCGGUCAGUUUCCGUGCGUGUAAGCGUACACGCGCGUUUGAAAAACGCUUAACUGGAGAGCAGCCUUAAGUUAGAAAUAUAGCAAGCAAUAUACUGAAUUCGUCGUCAUUCUUCUCGUCUAACCCCGAAAAUAGGUCGGUUGAGGAAAACUGGAUCACUUUUAAACAAUGCUUUGUCUGAUGGAAUAAAUCAAUUAAACAUGCUUUGUCUGAUGGAAUAAAUCCCCCAGAAGUCCUCGCGACCAAAAUUUAAUCUUCCAUGGUUAACUCUUAACAUCAAACGGGAAAUGCGUAGGAAAGAUCGGCUCCAUAAAAAGGCUGUCCAGACCAAGAAAACGCAACAUUGGAAAUUUGGAAUAGCUUUAAAUAUCAAAGAAAUCAUGUGUCUAAGCUUAUUAAAGAAUCACACGAGAACUACCUUAAUAACAUAAUUGGUAGCAGCUUGACCGAGAAUCCAAAAAAGUUCUGGUCCUAUGUCAAGAAUAGUAAAUCUGAAUCUAUAGGAAUCCCCCCAUUAAAAUCUAACAGCACUGUCAGCAUCUCAGAUAAGGAUAAAGCGGAAACCUUAAUUUCAUAUUUUUUCUCAGUUUUUACUCGUGAACAGUUACCAUCUCCUAGUAUGGGCCAGUCACCAUACGAGCCCAUCAUUGACCUGAAGAUUAGUCCGGAUGGUGUCGCUAAGCAGCUAUCCAACUUAAAUCCCCAAAAGGCAUGUGGUCCAGAUGAGAUCCCAGCUAGAGUUCUGAAGGAAAUCCCUCAGUCUGUAUCACCGUGGCUCGCCUUUAUUUUCCAGCAUCAGAGGCCGCGGAAGCAUUUCGAAAGUGGAGGGGCAUUGGCCAAAAGGGGCACUUUUGUAUAUGACCAAAAUCAAACGAUUUUAUGUCGUUCAUGAGCCGAACGAAAAUUUUUGAAAAUAUGGAGUCUCUAUAAAGUCGGAAAUGACCUUUACAGAGUCGUUACUACUGCAAAAAGAGCACUUUCUUUCCAGCAAAAGCGGGCGUUCAUUCAAGAAAUACUUUUUUCAUUCUUUAAAUGGGGCACUUUGGCCCAGAAAAAAGGGCACUUUUUUCACUUUUAAAACAGUUCGCGGCCCCUGCCAGCAAUCUUUCGAUCACAACGCAAUUCCAACUGACUGGUCACAAGCUCUUGUCACUGCUGUAUUCAAAAGUAACAGUAAGUCAAAUCCAGCAAAUUAUCGGCCAAUCUCGUUAACGUGUAUUUGUUGUAAAAUCAUGGAACACAUUGUGCUCAGCCACAUGGCAAAACAUCUUUCUGCAAAUAAUAUUCUAAUUGAUGAACAACACGGUUUUAGGAAUAAUCGCUCAUGUGAAACCCAAUUAAUCUCGACGAUGUAGAGUAAUUUACAACCACCAGGAUCAUCAAAUUCUACCAAACGAUCUAGACUGUCUAUCAUCUUGGGCCGAUUGCUCAAUGUGUCCAAAUGUUACCAUCUGGGAAUAACCUCUAAGAGAAUCCCUCACAUGUACAAUUACUGUUUGAAUGGUCAAAUUAUCUGAAGUUCUACAAAAUAUUUAGGGGUCACCAUUACUAGUACCUUGCGCUGGAAUGAACAUUGUGACAAUAUUUGUAAAAAAGCUAAUUCCACCCUUGGCUUGCCUAAACGCAUCUUAGGAAGCUGCUCUCCUACAGUUAAAGCUAGAGCCUAUCUCAGUCUAGUCCGCCCUAAGCUUGAAUUCGCAAGUUGCGUCUGGAACCCUCAUACUAAACGGAAUUCUGAGAAGAUUGAAAUGAUUCAACAUCGCGCCGCAUGAUUUGUUAACAACGACUUUUCCGGAUACAGCCAUGUUUCCCCCAAUGAUCAACAAUUUAGGAUGGGACACACUUGAACGGCGUAGACUGCUUAACCGGUCGUGUAUGCAUGUUCUACAAGAUCCACCAAGCCUGCGUUGAUUUAAACUCCCCCCCCUGAAGUGUGCCCUCUAAAAAGAAAUUCCCGACUUCCAAAUCGUCAUCCCUUUCAGCAAGUUUCUUGUAACAAUGAUAUUUUCAUUUUUCCCAAGAACUAUUAUAACCUGGAACAAUCUCCCUUUUAUCGAACUGCCUGCGAAUAUCAACGCCUUUAAAAGUGCUGCAGUGUAAUUUUGACAGGACACUUUUAUUGUACAUUUUUACAUUUUAAAGGGUUUUUUUUUUCAUAUAUAUAGUUCAUAGUUAUUUUGUUAAUGUAUACCAGGUGAUCUCGUGUUCGUAUUUUAGCCAAUCAGCGCUCAGAAAGGGUUGUCCGAAUAGAAAUCCAUUUUGAUGUAUUCAGUCAAUUAUAUCUUUCGUUAUUCUUUAUGAAACUAGUUGAAAUUUUGUAAUUAUGUUUGGUUAUAAGAACUAUAGCUCUGACAAAAAUAUGGAAUCGAAAUAAAGUAUAUUACAGGAGAUAUUCAGUUGUUUUAAUCAUAAAAUGGAUUUCUAUUUGACAACUAGUGCCAGUACUUUUCCGCGUAUCAAGAUCAUCUGGUAUACAUAUAUACAUAUAUAAGUAUCUCCUACAGUGUAAGCUGAUUUAAGAGUAUUAGAUUAAAGAUUAUACGAUUCUGCAUGUACAAUGCAUGCCAAUGAUGCCACAGCAGACGCAUUUCAUACAAUCUGUUUUGUUUUGAACCAUUAGAAUUGAUAGUUAUAACUGUACAUUAAACGACAAUGCUAAUCAACAUGCUUAAUUGAUUAUGUUAAAAAAGUAUCUAAUGUUAGUCAAAUGGCACAACUGGGGACUCUUUAAGAGGAGAUUUUUUUUGUAUGUCACGUAACACGCGCUCAAAACUAAUGCGUAUAAUAUAUCGCUUGAGGUUAUGACUAAAUUCAAAAUUUCUAUUUUUCGAUACGUUUCUCAAUCGGCAAACAAAAUUUAAAAGUAUGUCCAGUGCUUUAUCUGUAAAAUAAUGCUAAAAUGAAGAGAUUUUAGAUGAUACGCCAAAGAGAAAAUGAUGUCUGAAGUUCAGUAUUACAGUAAGUUUUGCUUAUAUGACUGUAAAUAUGGCGUCAAUUUUAAAGCAUCAUUGAUAAUUGUAUUUUAAUUGGCAAUUUUUAACUAUUAUUUUAUGUUUCUCAACCGGCAGAUGCAUUUAAAAAGGUAGCUAACUGUAUAAACUAGAGAAUAAAGCUAAAACAAAGUAAUUUUGAGAGGAACGCCAAAAAGAUUUUAAGUUUUGAACACUUUUCAUUGCAAAUACGUGACAUUGAAAAAAAUUGCCUCUUAAUCAUUUCAUCAAGUGACUGAUGUUCUGAAAGAUUUGCAUAUAACUUAGGCCUCUUUGGCAGGUUGAAAAUUAUCCGCCACUGGUCUCGGUGUACACAAACAAUUAUAACAUAUAGUUUUACUUUUUUUUAGCAACAACCUUUCUUAAUGCAUUAACUCCCAAGUUUUAUGUGGCACUUACUGCUACUUCUUCGUUUAUUUCUGGUGUUAUUUUGGUAAGUGCUUAUACUGUAGUUAGCUUCUGUAUUACCUUGAUGAAGAUUAAAGUGUCAUAUUGAAGAUGACACUUUAAUCUUCAUGAAUAUCCGCUUCCUUGGCAGAUCACCCACACCAUUCUGAACUUUUAAGACUGAUCUUAAAUUGUGGGUUAACUACAGUAUAUGUAGGUUAGUGCAUGUAGUGUUAAUUUAUAAAACUAUGAUGAGCUAAGACUACUUAAAUGGUAUAAUCUAAUUUUUCUGAAAAAAUUAUAUUAUUAAAAAUUACAUUUUCCUGAAAAAAGUACCUGUUCAGACGAGCUGAUCAAUGAAUUCUGUUGUAGAAUGCAGUCAUUACAAGUUCAAGUAGCGAUGCCGCCCAAAAUAUUCAGAAUCGUGCUUCAACCUGAUUUCUCACUGUUUUCUCACGGGGCAUUGCUUGCAGAGCUGCCAAGUCUCAUGGUUACUCGUGAGUCUCCAUGUAUUGAGUCUUCGAAUCUCACAGGUGGACUUACAAAUCUCACAGUAUCUCAGGAAAAUGAUUUUUAUUCAUCAAAUUCUGCAUCUUUGAAUGCAAGGAAUAAGAUUUACGACUGCACGUUUCCAUUCUUUUCUAAUUCUUACAAACCGAUGAAAAAUUGUUUUGGGAGUAGAGGUAUAGAGGGCUGAGAAACAAAUGUGUUCCAAGAGCGCAUGCCUUCCGAUCUUUAAGGUCCAUCUACACGAUACUACUAGUUGUAUACGAUUCUUAUCCUGACGUAUGUAUGAAUAAAUACGUGUAAAGAUGUCAUAUUGACGACAUCUUUACAUCGUGUAAAGAUGUUAUAAACUGAUGAACAGGAAUACUGCCGUCAGCAGUCGUUUACAUACGCCAGGAUGACAAUCAUAUAUCAAGUGAAGCUCUUGUCACUUUCUACUAUAUUUUAGUGCAGGAAAUAGCUUUUAUAAAGACCAUAGAAAACACUGGCCUCCUCCACAUGCAUCGCCUUAAGAUUGGCGGGUAGAACAAUAGACUUUCUAAACCCAAGUAACCCAGGUGAACCACAAGAUUCCUGCGGAAGAGGCUAAGAAAACACAAAGUUUUGAAAGGGGGCAUGGUUGCAUAGCAAGGAUUUAUAGCACUCACCUAAAUGUACCUAAACUAAUUUGUAAGUAAGUUACAGAAGCAGUCAAAAUUUGGGUUCCAAAUGGUGUACGUGUAUUACAUUAAUCAGUGAUUGUGAACUUGCUUGUUACUUAAAUGAUUCGAUCAGGCAUCAUUAAAAUGCACGAGCGUCGCUCGCAGGCACCUUUUGAAUUUGUUCACGCACAAUUUAGAAUCCUGACUCUUUAGCAAUAUUUAGCAUUCAAAUAUAAAAUAUGAUACAUUUUUGCACACAUAUUUUGAAGUUAUGAAUUUUGCACAAUCUCUAAAGAAUAUUAAUGAGCCUUGAAUUCGAUUCAAAUAUUUUCUAUUUUUCAGUGUAAGUUAAUUCUAAUGGAAGGUUUCAGGAAAAUUAUUGAAUUACUUGAAUUAUAUACUAGAUAAAUCUAUUUUUAUUAGAUAUUUGAACUGUGGUAUUUUAAACGAUACGGCACGUCAUUUAUUGAACAAAUAUCAGUGAAUCAUUUGGGACCAUGGUUAAGUGGCACUGACGGUUCAUCACAUCCUCAUCAGAGUAUUGCAGGUUAGUCUUUUAACGGAUGGGUUUUGUAGAUAAACUCUUCGAAUGCAUAUUUAGACAAAUAUGUUUAGACUUAAGGUGGCUCGAUACAGUUUUCAAAAAUUCAGGUGUUUAACACUUUGACAUGUUCAAACUACGCAUUUUUAGGAUUUAUUCAGCAGAUAUUGGGUUUUUUAUAUAUUUUGAUAACUCUACUUUCAAACUAUAUUAGUUUUAGUAACAGAUAGUUCGUUGCUAUGACGACAUACGUGUACGAAAUUCACUCCAAAAUGACCUAUCGUCUCGUAUAGUUGGAAAAAAAGCAUGGUGACCCCCAAUUUUUUUUCGUGCAUUAUGUUACUUGGACGAAAAGCUAACAAUUAGCAAAAUAUAAAAAAAUUCUGUAAUGCCAUUUUUUUGGAAAAUGCGAAAAUGUCAUAUUCUUCGGUAAAUUUUUUUUGGCAUUACAGAAUUUUUUUAUUUUUUGUAUAAUGAAAGUUUUUAGCAGUGCAAUACAGCAUGCAAAAUUUCAACAUAGGUCACCAGACAAAAUAAAGAGAUAUAGCGCAUUGUUUUUCUCAAAUGGAAAAUUCUAAUGACGUCAGCAAUUGACAUAAAACGCUAUAGAACACGCGCAAUGGCGUGAUAUGGCGCGAGCAACUGCUCACGUCAGGUCAUUUUGGAAGUUCUUUCAUUUUGUUAAUCAGUUUCCGCGACCUGCGCGACUUGUGCGCGUAAAAAUGGUCACCCGGUUUUGAGUUCGCGAUUCUUGAGCAGAGUUUUUGUGAUAACUAUAUCGAGCCACCUUAACCAGGAGCAGUUGUGAAAAGGCAGCGUGUUAGCCAACUUAAUGAAAUUGGUUAAUUCAGUUAUCCCACGGCAUGUCUCCUAUUAGGAAACAUUUCUUAUUGUCGAUUUCACUUUUCAAAUCGCGAUUCCAAAGUUUGUUGUGAAUAUUCCCAAUUACGUUUCAAAAUUUGGAAUAUUGGGCGUGAAAAUUGCAACUUCGCAAGUUGCGGCUUACUAAAUUACUGAAGUACUGAACUAAAAUACCGAAGUACUGAACAUAAACUCGUCAUUUGCAGUGUUUUACUAACAUGGCCAACAUAUAAAGUUUGUUCGUUCACUGCAACCAGGUUUAUAAUAUAGCAUUUGUAAAUUCUCAACGCUGAUUGGCUAAGAGCCGUGUUGAUAUAACUCCAUGUCAACACGGGAAAUUUUCCGCCGCUUGUAACACGGAAAUUGUUCUUAUUCUUCGGGCUUUUGACAUUGCUAUAUUAUAAAACAAAUAUAAAACAUUUUUUCCGUAUUGAUAUAUAGUUAUAUCAACACUCGUGGAAGUUGGGAAAACUCGAAAUUGUGUGAAAACACUCCGCCCUUCGGGCGUCGUGUUUCCACACAAUUUCUCGUUUUCCCAAUUUCCACUCGUGUUGAUAUAACUGUAUAUCAACACGGAAAAUGUUUUAUAUUUGUUAAAUAUCAAUCAUGUUUCGCUCGCUACUCUGGUUUAAAUAAAUUAUUACAAAGCCCAGGGUCUUGAUUACAAUUCGACUGGGUCAUCACAUUGGUCUUGAUUACAAUUCGACUGCAUGGGCUUUGUAAUCAUUUAUUUAAACCAGAGUAGCGAGCGAAACAUGAUGGCCAACAUAUUUGACAAAUUUUUUAUUACUGCUUUUAAGAAAUAUGUUUAAUUCAUUGGCUACAUUAGCAAAACGCUGCAAAAUUACGUGUUUAUGUUCAGUACUUUCGAUACUUAGUUCAGUUCUUCGGUACUUUGGUAAGCAAUUUGUGAAGUUGGCUUUGCAAUUUUCACGCCCAAUAUUCCAAAUUUUGACACGUAAUUGGGAAUAUUCACAACAAUUCAACAUACUUGGGAAUCGCUCUCUGCAUGAAAGUGACCUAAAAUCGACAUAACUCUGGUCUGAAUGUCUCGUAAACGACAUUCUAGUGGCCUAGCACAAGGCUCUGAUUUGCUGAGUUAAGUUGAAGUGCAGUCAACUGACAUUAUUUUGCGUACUAAAACAAAUAUAUAUUUUAAACUGGAUGGCAUUCUCUCAAAUUUUUCUUUCGCAAAGAUUUGGAAAUAGGGAAAUUGCUAACGAAACGUAAUUGGGAAAACAGCGUGUAACGCCGAAUUUGUGACUGUAGUUACAGCAGGGCCUUUUUUAACAUACAAGCUGGGGGGGGGGCAAAUGUCCCCCCUUGUGCCCCCCCCCCACGAAAUUACAUUUUGCCCCCAGGAAAGUCCCUUUUCCUAAAAUUAUACAACAAACCAGCGAAGAUUCCCCAGACCCCCAAUCAUGCGUGGUAUAUUGGCCACACACGUGGCCUUCAGCCAUUGCUAUCCCCCUCUAAUAUAUUAGGGAGCUUUAGAUUUGACUACGAGUACGACUACGAGUACGAGAUUCGUCAAGCUAAACGCAUGCUGUAUGCUUACGCCAUCCCGUACUGACGCUAAAAAGUCGUAGCCGUCGCCCAUCUGAGUACGGAAUUGUGGAGAAACCUCGUAGUCCUCACGACGACUUUUCAAAAAAAAACAAAGAAAUUUGGCUUUUUUUUGUUUUCCAAAAAUAAUUUGUAGCAUUUAUAUAGCGUUUAUCCGGCGCAAAUAAUAUAUUAGUACUAAAUAUCUGGCCUGUUUUUAAUGUUAUGACUUAUGACUUAUUUACACGUUUUGUAGGGGAUUUUAGUCGGCAGGAGAUUUAGUUUAUGAAACUUUUUCUCUAGUUGUUGGUUUACUGUUAUAAAAGCAACAUUUGAAUGGGAACGAAAACGACUACGGUAAUUUCCUCGCACGCGAUCAAAUCUCGUACUCGUAGUCGUACUCGUAGUCAAAUCUAAAGCUCCCUAUUAUCUCACAGAAAGGUCCCUUUUCAAAAAAUGUCCCCCCCCCCCUCCCAUGGGAAAACCUUAAAAAAGGCCCUGAGUUACAGUAACACCCUGAUAGGCCCUGUGGUCUUGCGAUUCCGGUGCAGCACUCUAACCAACAGAGCUACAGAAUCUAGUUGCUGAGCAUUAACCACAAAAUCAUGUAUACAGUAUAUACUGUAUGUAAUGGAGUAAUGCCAUGAGUGAUCACAUAGCCAAUCAAUGGAUCAACAAAAAAGAACUAAACGAAAAAAUUUUCUGGGUCAAACUUUCUUACUCCUACGUUCUUAGAAGAAAAUUGUAGUAUGAAAGUCAACAACUUCUUUUUUAGAUUUUACUGACAAUCUAUUAAUUGGCGUUGGUUAAAUAAUUAUGCCCCGCAACCUGUUCUCAACAUAGCGUUAAAUUAAUUUUAUAGCUCAGCAAAUAUAAAAUAAAAAUGGUGCAAAAGUUAUUUGAGAAUAAUAGUUGCUUUCCCCUAUACUACUAAAUUCCUGAUGAGGGGCAUUUUGUAGCAACGUCAGAGGCCGGUUCUGUAAGUGUGUGAUGAUUCUCGUGUAACAUGCAGGAUGAAAAGGUAGUACUAAACGAUCUGAUCUUCAUUCUAGAAUGUAAAGUCUGGAGAAAUCCGAUGAAUCUGUUUCGCGGAGCUGAAUAUCAAAGGUAUGUUAUUCCUCCUAGUAGUUAGUCAUGACAUAACAAGAAUGUUACUUAAUUUGGUGUCCAGUUUUGAGUAUCCCAUGCCUUCUGAAAUUAACAAGCACAAAAGCUUGGGUAUAUGAGGUGGGUAUUGAUCAUUGUGGGAGUUUAGUAUUACCAUUGGAUGAGCAUUUCUAAUUACUUUAAUUAGCUUAUUUCCAUAGAUUUUCCUUUCCUUUUGUUAAUUUGGUAUUAAUUAGGUUCGUGUUGAACCCAAAAAUUGUUAGACAAUAAAAUAGUUAAAAGAUUAUUUCUACAGAUCAGGAAACAAGUGGACUUUUUAUAAACAGGUUUUCAACCUAUUUAUUGUGGGAGAUACUACAAAAAUAUGAGCGCAUGCUCGAACACUACCAAUCGAAGCAGUCUCCCGCACAGCCAGUACUGUAAUUGUGUUAGGCAUUGGGGCUAACGCUACUUCAAAAUGUAUUAUGUUAGCAGUGCAAAAGGAAUCAGAAGUGCAUAAAAUGGAAAAAUUGAAUUAAAGUAUUGUGGCAAAUAAAAAGAUUAUUUGAUUAUUGACAACAUUUCAGCACAGCAACAAUAAUUUUUAAGCACUUCAAGCUUAGCUUUUCCUGUCCACAUAAUCCAUUUUACAAUACAGUUACUUGUAUGGCGCGAGGGUUAGUGGCCUUUACACAAGACGUGAGUAUAAACGAGCGUUUCUACGCUUUAAAGCGGUCUAAAUAAAUUUAAAGGUGAAAAGGUACUGACAGAUGCAGUGUUCUUAUUUUGUCCGCAGAUACAAAGAAUAUAACUGAAUAAAGGGCGUUGUAUUUUUAGAUAUACUUGGGUGACUGGCAAAGAACCUUUGACGUUUUAUGACAUGAAUCUUUCAUCACAGGAUCACCAGGUAUAAUUUAUUAUGAACGCUGUCAAUGUAUGGUACCUAUGGCACUAUGAUCAGUGUUUCAAAAGGGAAACACAGUAUAUGCAAAAACUGAAACACAAUCCCAAUUGUAAAUAGUUUUGCCAGUUUGCAUAUACUGUACAGUGUACAAUCUAACUCAAGCCUCAUAGUUAUAUAUUGUCUAGCUGGGUUUCAGUCACGUGGUACGUUUAGCGCUUGGUGGUCAACUCCAAAUGGAAACACAUUUAUCGGAGCGAGUUAAUUAAAUAUUCAUUAUUGAUCUUGUGUUUGGUUCAAAUAUAUGCAAUUUAGCGAAAUUUAGUUACUUCCACAACCAAGCGAUUCCCUAUAUUGUAUAAGUCUUGAGUGAAACCCACCUAUACACUAUAUAGUAACUGCAAAAAGAAGAAUUCUUCAAUGUAUCAAGACUACUAAUAGUGUGUUUGAUGCCCAAACUCUGUUCCAAAAUGACCUUGUAUAUAUGUUAAUUUGUUGUGUGCAAUCUUUUGCUAGUUCAGAUUGAACAAUUUGCUUGGGAUUUUUUUUUAAUGCCAGAACGUCCAUGCCGGUAAAAUCUUUGCUAAUGCAUGUAUGUAUUGCUAUCAGUUAAUAGUUGGUUUUAAUUCCCCUACAGAAAUUCUUUACUUGUGAGGGAGAUGAAUCAAGUGGCGUACCAUCUGAUACAAGUAUGUUUGUUUUUAUCUUUGUAUUCAAUGCGAUUUACGUUCAGAAAUGUUUGUUUCCAAGAAAAAUACGUUAAAAAUAUUUGUAUUUACAAAUUUAGCCUUUUCGAAAAAAGAUAUUGGUGAUUAUAUCAAUAUGAUUUUUAUUCUUAUGUUUGAAACGUCGUUUCAUAUAUUCGUGUUGAAUAUAUUGAAUAUGUACUACUGUUUUCUUUUUCAAGUCAUGUUCUCAGCUUGGAGAGAAAGGAAUGCAGAAAAGAGGAUAGAAAUAGCCCAUAACGCAUUACAACAGGAAGGAAAGUACGUGUCAUUAAGACUUCCAAUCAGGAUAAUAUUCACUUGUCAGGAUAAUAUUCAAUGUCUGCUCUCCGAGACGAAGUCCAGGGAAACUUUGAGAUUCGAGGGGAAACAAAACGAUUCAUACAACAAUUGUAUUUCAUGACAAAAACUCGAUAGUGUAAACGAGUUUAAAAUGAAAAGAACCUAGUACAUAAAUGGUUUCAUCAGCAUAUUCUGUUGCCUGUUGUGUGUUUUUCUUCUCUUUUACAUUCUGACUUGGAAAAUCGUAGUUUAUAAACUUGCGAAUUGUGCCGGCAUGUUGUUUAUUUAUGUACGUAGCCGGUCGGGGCGGGCAACAAGCCCGGUGGAAUACAUUGCAUUUAUAUAAAGCCACGUGAUCACAAAUCAGCCAAUCACACACUUUAUUUUAGGCUGGACUCUCGGGCUAAAGAACGUGACAAUUUAUUUAGCCUCCAGCCUUUAUUUAGCCCCCCCCCCCCUUUCUAACAAGCCACCAGUCCAGAUUUUGCAUACAGUGGCUUUCCAGAGCUCGUGAAAUUAGUGCUUUCAUAAUGAUUGUAAGAAAAUAUACUUUUGUAAAUAAUUUUAAUAGUAAUGUUUUAACUUUUCCUGGUACCAUCUCCACAAAAAUAAUAUAUUUUUAUUUCCCCUUGUCUAAAGUUAAAAGGUAGUUCUCUUCAACCACGAGGUUGGUUGCUCUUUAACGCGUUCUAAUUCAGCUUUGGCUGAUCAUGUGGGUCAAACGACGACGGUACUUGUUGGUCCAUGACAUCAUCCCUGCAUGGAGUAUUUAUAAAGAGUUGUGUUGCGGUGAUGACAUUGAUCCGGAGUUUUGUUCACUGAUGACGUCAUUCCUCGAGUAUAUAAUCAGCAACCUCGUUCCCUGAGAACGCUGGGACACUAGGCUGGGGUUUUGCUGGAGUGUCGAAAUGUUGGGUUGUGAAUGUAUUCGACCAGCUUUUGUAUUCAUGAAUUUACUCUAUAACCUGAGUAGCGAGCGAAAACAUGACCGAUAUCAAUAUUUUUUAAAUUUUAUAUCAUGAGAUGUGGAGUACUAAUGCCACCAUGUCAUAUUCUUAAUGAAAUCUAUUCUGGUAUCCAUGACACACUUUAAUGCGCACUUGUUCUCCUUUCACUAAUGGCUGCCACGUUUUGUUAUUUAGCUCUGCUUCCGCGUACAUAUUGUUAGCUGAGGAAGAAGCAACGACAAUUAUACAGGUAGAAAUUCAAUAAAGCCUUAUAUAUCAUGCAACAACCGAAUUCAUUAAUUGUUUUAUUAAGUAUUAAAUAUGCAAUAUAUCACCUAUACAAACUACCAAUGUAAAGUUAAUGUUUUAAGGAGCAGUUUAAACCAUAUUUGGUUUUGAGGCUCUCGGCAAAAUUUUAAAAUAUUUUAAUUUUUUUUAUUUCAUUGUGCUAAUCUUCACCCCCAUAAAUCACCCUGUAUUAAAUUGGAGAGAGGGAAACGUAUUCGCGUGAUUUAAAAAAUCCGCCUGCGCCCGCAAUUUACUGACCAGAGGAGACAAAAUUCCCACCUGUUGGUUAUAUAUUCAUGUCUCGCUAUUUAUGAAUGCUUACCCUAACCGGUGACCCUAACCCUAACCGCUGACCCUAACUCAUAAACAGCGAGACAUUAAUCUAUAUCCCAAAUACGCCAGAUCUGCAGACAAUACAUAUGUUAUAUCGUCUGUAGCAAUUACGUCAUACCUACAUACACCACGAAUUAUUUGUUGGUUAAUAUCAAUUUAUAAAUGUUUCAUUCCAGGCGGAGUCGUUCUUAAAACAAGCUCUUAAAGCAAUCGAAGGCUGUAUAAAAAGUAAAUUUUAUCCAGUAAAAGAUGACCCAAUACAUAGU
Messenger RNA from Paramuricea clavata, 15574 nucleotides. The record is from the annotation of a GenBank genome assembly. Lineage: Eukaryota; Metazoa; Cnidaria; Anthozoa; Malacalcyonacea; Plexauridae.